CUCCCUCCCUCCCUCUCUCCAUCCCUCCCUCCCUGUUUCGCCCUCUCCCGCUGCUCCCCGUCCGCGCACGACCGUGGCGGCGUCCCGCCAUGUCGGCCGCCAAGCACCGGGGCCCUAAGGGGGGCAGCCCGCCCGCCGCCGCCGCCGCCGCCGCCAACGAGAGGGGCGCGCAGCCCGGCGGCUCCGAGGAGGCGGCGGCGGCGGCGAAAAAGCCGUCAGCGGCGGCGCACGGCCGGGGCGGCAGGGCCGCCGCGGGGGGCGGGGGGGGCCGCUCCGGCGCUGGGCCCCGCCGCGGCUGGGCGCUGCUGCUGGGCGCCGCCGUGGUGCUGGGCGCCGCGCUGCCCGCCGGCUGGUACGUGCGGCAGCUGCGGGAGGAGGUCGGGCGGAGCGCCCGGGAGAGGGAGGCCUCCGGCCGGCAGCGGCAGGAGCUGGCCGCCACGCUGGACGCCGUGGUGCAGAAGGUGCGUUCCCUACAAACCACAUUUGGAGAAUUUGAAUCCAUGAUGAAAAUUGCUCAGCAGAAGCAGGAGGUUACUGAGAAGGCUGUUAAACAAGGGGAGAGUGAAAUAAACCGGAUCAGUGAAGUGCUUCAGAAGCUGCAAAAUGAAAUUUUGAAAGACUUGUCUGAUGGCAUCCACAUGGUGAAGGAUGCAAGGGAACGAGACUUCACAUCUCUAGAAAACACAGUGGAAGAGAGACUAACAGAGCUAACCAAGUCUAUAAAUGAUAACAUUGCUGUAUUCACUGAAGUCCAGCAAAGGAGCCAAGAUGAAAUCAACAAUAUGAAAGCCAAGGUUGAUUCACUAGAAGAGGCAGAUGUGUAUAAACAUGAAAUUAAGGUGCUAAAAGAUGCUUUUGAUGAGAUGCAAGCGUCCAUGAAAACCAAAGACAAGGACAUAGAGACCUUGAAGAGUACAAUAGACUCCAUGGAGUCUGAUGUGUACACUGAAGUGAAAGAGCUAGUCAACCUCAAACAAGAACAUGAGAAAUUCAAAGAGGCUGCAGACACUGAACACCUUUCAUUAAAAGCCUUACAAGAGAAAGUUCUGAGAGCUGAGGAUUCUAUUAUGCAGCUCCCUAGUGACAUUAAAAGACUCGAUGAAGAUUUACUGCAAGUUAAAGCUGACCUUAAUAAAUGGGAAGAGAAUGAACUCUUCAGAAAGGCAUUAGAAACUUUUGGGAAGAGCAGUGAAGGACUGGAGUCUCGAUUGAGGCACAUAGAAGACAGCCUGGAGUCUCUAAGUUCUGUUGCUGCUCAAAACAGUGAAAAGUUGCAAUCUUUCCUUUCUAAGGAGGCAGAAUAUGAGAAUAAGCUCAGUAACUUAGAACAAAGCAUUGCUGCUCUUCAGGGAAUCUCAGAUAUGGACAUAACUUCGGUCACAGAUGUUCUGAAAAAUCUUGGUGAAUCACAGACCUCACUGUACAAUGAUGUGGAAAACUUGAGGAGAAGCAUCAGUGAUUUGCCAUCCUCCGGUGCUCUUCAGGAUGUCCAGAAGCAAAUUAGUACUUUGUUGGAUCAAGGAAAUCUUCAGACAGGUCAAGCACAUUCUCAAGGCUAUCUUGAAAAAUUUUCUUCCGUGGAAGGCUCUGUAGAUGAACUGAGAUCUUCUGUCAGCCAGGUUGAUUCCGAUUUGAAAAUGAUAAGAACUGCAGUAGAUAGUUUAGUCUCCUACUCAGUGAAAAUUGAAAAUAAUGAGAACAACUUGGAGUCUGUGAAGAGCUCAAUAGAUGACCUGAGGAAUGAUCUGGAAAGGUUGUUUGUGAAAGUAGAAAAAAUACAUGAAAAAGUUUAGGCAGUGGUGCUCCUUGUGCAAAUAAUGGAUUAAGGAGAAUAGCUUUUGUACGCCCAGUUUUUUACUCUUUUUAAAAGCAAUUUGAUACCUCCAAAGAGAAUAAGAUUACUUUAAUAAUAGAGACAGUUCUGCUUAUUUCCUUUAUUUCUCUUUUGUGUAGUGUUGUGGGUUUGUUUUGUUUUGUUUUGUUUUGUUUUGGGGGGGGUGGUGGUGUUUUUGUUUUUUUGGGUUUUUUUUUUAAGAAAACGUGUUUAGUUGGGGGUUGAGUUUCUAAGGACUCAUCUUCUCUGUAAAGUACCGCUGUAACUGUAGUGGUGUAACUAAGGCACUACAGCCUUGUUAUCAUGGGCACAUAUUUAAUGGCACGAAGGUGUUUCACACUAUGACACUAUAUAUCCCACACAGAAGGGCUACAGCUGUUCUGGUGUGAAAAGCAUAGUGCUGUACACACUGAGAAUUUUACUGGUAUGUUUUGGUUUAAGAAGCAAAUGAACAAAACUACACCCCUAUCUCAAACUCUUUAGACCAGUAAACUUCAGUGUGGACCAGGUUUGAGGCAAGUCAUCUGUUUCUGCAGUCUGGGACUCAGCCAUGUGGUCAGUUUACCAGGUGUCAGCUGAGCUGUAGUGUAUUUCUGUGAUCCUUAAUCUGUACCAAGGAGCUAACAGGGGGUUAGCUGAACCACCUCCGCCCCCCGGCCCCGAAGGGAAGGUUUGAUGUAAGUGGCGUUGCUUGGGGCUAAGACCUAAGAGAGGUGUUCUACCAGGUGGCUGGAGAGAUUCACUCCUUGUGAUCACAGACUUCUUUUGCAGCAUCUUCAGCUGCUGGUGUAGAAGACCAGUGCUUGGAAGGGACAUCUGAAAGAUGGGAUUAGUUUCUAGAAAGUACAGUAGUAUUUUUGUCACGUUUUUUGGAUUGUUUACAUGAUGAGGCUGUGUCUCUCCUGGAAAGGCCUAAUUUGUCUGUGAUACAGGAUUUUCUCUAAAAACGAUCAUGAAUUUGAAUAAGGAAAGAGAAGGACUAAAAUUGCACCUCUUGUGUUCCAUGUAUAGCAAGCAUGUUAAUGAUAAUAGUACACUCCAAAACACACAAGGGGGAAAAUCACCAUGAAAUCAGCAGAAUUGCUUCUAUGGCAUAUACAUUUCCAAGUUUUCACACAGCUGACAGUGACCUGAACUCUUGUUACAUAUUCAGCACUUCAUGCCUGAUUCUUGUCACUAUUGUUGUCACCGGGUGCCUGCCUGGGACAUUAUUAGCAAAGGAUCCUUCUAGGAACUGGCUGAGAGUGAGGGAAAAGUAUUGUAAUUCUCUAGAUGUUGAUUUGAAAACCACUUUCUUGUGGAGCUUUCUUGGUUUUCUGUCUUUUUGGAAAGGAUUUCUAAUGUCUCUCCUUUUCAAGUUUACUUUUGAACUUUAUCUAAAGAUUUGAUAAAGGAGUCUGCACACGCGGAUAGCUUGGAAAUAGGUCUUGGGCAUCAUGCCCAGCUCAGCCUUCACUAGCCAGAUCCAUGGCUAAAUUAGAAGAAUUCCUAGAAAUGGCACUUCCCAGAAGUGGGAUGCUUGUGGGAACAGUGGAGCUGAAAAGGAGUUCUCCUAGGUGAAUAAGAUAUACUGCACCAUAUCUAGUGUUGUUCCCACUGUAAACAGGAAAGCACUGCUGGCAAAGAAAGAGGGACCCACGGCACUAAGGUACCUGUUGUCACUGUUGGAACUGCACUGUUCUUUGUUGACUUCUCAAGUUCUUGAACAAUGUUGUUUAGGUUACUGUGAAAUGAACUGUAUGGCUUAUUUGCAGUAUUUUUAAUACAUAAUAAACAUUUGGAAUAUUCUUUGCA
This is a messenger RNA of Tyto alba (common barn owl), 3628 nucleotides long. It is a transcript of the gene CKAP4, whose product is annotated as cytoskeleton associated protein 4. The transcript has 2 exons. Gene Ontology annotation, cellular component: rough endoplasmic reticulum. NCBI's taxonomy places the organism in Eukaryota, Metazoa, Chordata, Aves, Strigiformes, Tytonidae. The record is from RefSeq and is a predicted model, not a curated record. The coding region runs from base 90 to 1793 and encodes 567 amino acids.